AUGGAGAGCCUUCGUGAAAUGUUACUUACCGCCUGUCCGUCUAUUAUUCCGUUUUUGGAUUGGUUGACACGUGCUUAUGACGAUGUCAGUGAAUCUCCACGUUCAGUUAAGAUUCUUGUUAAGGCAUUUGCCGCGAGUUCAUCUGUAUGUGGUUUUGUUCAUCCAUCUGAGACACUUCACACAUUGUUGAACGAGAUCGUUGGAGGACUCAUUAUCUCGCAGCAUCCAAGCAAAUUAGAAUUACUGCAAGAAGAGUGCCCGUUGCUGUUCAAUGCCUUUUCAGAUAUUGAGGAAUCAACCUUCCCUAGAAGUUGGUACCCUAUUUUAACGGAUCUGAUUAAGAAAUCCUCGGAGCCAUUUUCCACUGCGUCUUCAUCAUCACCACCACCUGUUUCUUCGGAACAACCAUCAGGGCAUCCACAAGAAAUCGCAUUCUUCCCUAAUCUUCCAAUUAUUCGAUCCAGAGGAGUGUAUGCAGCAGAUAAAUACAGGAGAAGAGAGGAUAUCUGCACCAAGAAUCAUCCAUCACAUUCUUUGUUUUUACCUGGACUUUUCACCAUUUUCUGUCCACAUGGAAUAAACUAUGGAUUUGAAGUCAUGCAAACCCGAGAAUCUCCAAAUGUUCCUUUCACGAUAUUUCGUACUCGUUUCCAGAAUGGUUGCUCUGAAGGAUACAAUAUUGGUUCUUACCCUCAGUAUGCAAUGCUGAACAGUGAAGUGAAUGAACAGGCGAACGCAACCUUAAAGCGUCUUCGAAAUCAGCUGUCUUACAUGACGCAGGAUAACUUU
Molecule: messenger RNA, 789 nt
Organism: Dendronephthya gigantea
Lineage: Eukaryota; Metazoa; Cnidaria; Anthozoa; Malacalcyonacea; Nephtheidae
Exons: 3
Source: RefSeq, a predicted model, not a curated record